GCGCGCGGAGGAGGCGAGCCUCGCUGUUCCUCCCGGAGCCCAACACCGUUCCGCGCGGUCACGAUGAUCCCUCCGAGCGGCGCCCGCGAGGACGGGGUGGACGGGCUGCCCAAGGAGGCGGCGCGCGCCGAGCAGCCGCCCUCGCCUGCAUCCACCAGCAGCCAGGAAUCCAAGCUCCAGAAACUAAAACGAUCACUUUCUUUCAAGACCAAGAGUUUACGGAGCAAAAGUGCCGACAACUUCUUCCAGAGAACCAACAGUGACGUGAAGCUGCCCGCAGACGCGCGGGGUGAGGUCAGCCCCAGCUCCAGCCCACUGCCUGCUCCGGGAAGCCUGACAUCCACGCCCACCAGGGCUGGUCUGCACCCAGGCAGCGGCAAGGCCCAUGCCUUUCAGGAACACAUCUUCAAGAAGCCCACUUUCUGCGACGUCUGCAACCACAUGAUUGUGGGAACCAACGCUAAGCACGGACUGCGCUGCAAGGCCUGUAAGAUGAGCAUCCACCACAAGUGUAUGGACGGCCUAGCGCCCCAGCGGUGCGUGGGCAAGCUGCCGAAGGGGUUCCGGCGUUACUACAGCUCCCCCUUGCUCAUUCACGAACAGUUCGGAUGCAUUAAGGAAGUUAUGCCCAUUGCCUGUGGCAAUAAGGUGGACCCUGUCUACGAGACCCUCCGCUUCGGCACCUCCCUGGCCCAAAGAACAAAGAAGGGCAGCUCUGGCAGUGGCUCUGAUUCGCCUCACAGAACCUCUACAUCAGACCUUGUGGAGGUUCCAGAAGAAGCUGACGGGCCAGGAGGUGGAUGCGACCCAAGGAAACGCAGCAACAGUGUGUUUACGUAUCCAGAAAAUGGCACUGACGAUUUCAGAGACCAAGCAAAGAACAUAAACCACCAGGAACCUCUUUCCAAAGACACAUUACAGAUGAACACCUACGUUGCCUUGUACAAAUUCGUACCACAGGAGAACGAAGAUUUGGAAAUGAGACCAGGAGACAUGAUUACUCUUCUAGAGGAUUCCAAUGAAGACUGGUGGAAAGGGAAAAUUCAAGACAGAAUUGGCUUCUUUCCAGCCAACUUUGUCCAGAGAGUACAACAAGAUGAGAAGAUUUUUAGAUGUGUUAGAACCUUCAUUGGAUGUAAGGAACAGGGACAGAUAACACUGAAAGAGAACCAGAUCUGUGUGACCUCUGAAGAAGAACAAGAUGGCUUUAUCAGAGUUCUCAGUGGAAAGAAGAGAGGCCUGGUGCCCCUCGAUGCCCUAGAGAACAUCUGAUUGCUGGCCCCUUCUCCUUGUGCAGUAGGCAAGCUCUGCCGGUGAUGCUGUCUGCUUCAUCUCACACCGUGUCAAUCCCGAGGAGUUGUCGCACUGACCCUGCCACCCAGGAAACAGUGAGACAAGACUGGAGGAACUGAGAGACUGUGGAGUAACAGCAACAAAACAGAGGGGCCAUCGGACAGCACCUCCAGGGUAUGGACAAGGCUGAGGGAAGUCUGCCAGCAGAGCUGAGUUCCACAGCUGACAUUAGCAGCAGGGCUAUUACCCACUACUGUCCCCCAGGACUCGCCUCCCUCUCUGUCCGCGUGGCGUAAGCUAACCUGCUGGAGUGUGCCCCAGUGUGCAUUGUAGCCCCAACGAGAGGCUCAGAUACAUGCAGCCAAGUGCGAUUCUGGUUCCCAGUACAAGUCAGUCAGCAUCAUUACAUUUCAGACCCCAAGCAGUCUCUCUGAAGAGCAUUUCCAAGGCCUACUUUCCAGCCCCCGAAAUUCCACAGUACCCCAGGGCCCCCUCACUUUGCAACUCUUCUGUCUUCCAAGUAAUCUUGGUAGUGUGCAUUGGAUGGGAGCUCCAAGUUGACAUGGCAUGAACUGGGAUGAUCUUAUCUUCCCAAGAUUGUUGGCAGCAGACCUGCCUGCUGCUGUAGUUACCAACAGAAGAGACAGAGUAGGAUGCCAGGCAGCGUGGAGGUAACCCAUCAUUCAUAGGUAUAAGGGGUGAAGGGAGCAGGUGGGAAUAAGAUAGCAAAGAGCCCUUAUUUAUUGAAUCUUAUAAGAUCCUUUCAGGUGUGUUCUCUCAGUCAACACACAAAGGCCACGGAGUCCAUGCCCAAAGGAGAGGGAGCUGGGAAGAUAAUGUGGCAAAAGUCUCACUGAUGAGCUCCAUUUUCAUUCUACAACCUCUGUGUUUGGGGCAGCAUUUUUCCUUCAUGCCAUCCUGCAGGACUCCCUGCUAGAGGCUGAGCCCAUCUUGCAAGUAGCCAGGAACACAGAGAAGAACCAACAACAGCAUCUUAGAAGAAAUGUAGCCAAAUUGGAUUCCAUUCUUCUUUAAGGCAGUAUAUUAUACCCUAGGGCAGUAUAUUACACCCUAAAAAAACCCUAGCAAAUGGAAAAGAAUCCUUAAUGCUUCAAGCAGAGGGACUCGGGGCCUGUUUAGCAUCAACUAGUUUAGGGGAAUCCCUAUUACUCUGUACUUGUACUAAUGUUUACAAGAAUACAAUAUACUGUGAUGCCUUUCUCCUGGAGCCUCCUCCUAGCAUUCUAACUUGCAUCCUAUUAGUCAUUAAUAAGGCUAAAUUUCAGUUCUCAAUGACCUUGGAAUCAGUGUCGGUUUGGUUUAUCUUGUUACAGAGCAAUAAAAUCAUUAGCGCAAUUGGUUUUCAAAAGGACCUAAAUGGAUGCAUCCUGUGCAAGCAAGCAUUAUUUUCCAAACCAAAGCAUCGUGAGUUUCCAUUUACUUCUUUUGUUAAUGCUCAGCAUAUAGGCGGGAACUGAGACAGGAUGGCGGCUGCCUGUUUCCUAGUAGUUUGGAUGCCUUACCCUCAUUUUAAAGCCAGCAAACAGAAGAUCCUCCCUCUAUGUGAUACGACAUGCAAAACCAAGUGUACUGAGUCCAGAUGGACUCUGUGAGAGCCCAUGGGGAUGAUAUGACUGCCUUUCUGUAAAAGUGAAUGCUGGAGUGCAAAUGCUCUUUGCCUCAAAUUCAGUAUUCCAUUUAAUAAAGACAACACAGUGGCUGGAA
Loxodonta africana (African savanna elephant) is the source of this 3018-nucleotide messenger RNA. It is a transcript of the gene STAC, whose product is annotated as SH3 and cysteine rich domain. Gene Ontology annotation, molecular function: transmembrane transporter binding. Bases 64 to 1272 code for a protein of 402 amino acids. Gene Ontology annotation, biological process: positive regulation of protein localization to plasma membrane; skeletal muscle contraction; positive regulation of voltage-gated calcium channel activity. NCBI's taxonomy places the organism in Eukaryota, Metazoa, Chordata, Mammalia, Proboscidea, Elephantidae. The record is from RefSeq and is a predicted model, not a curated record. Gene Ontology annotation, cellular component: extrinsic component of cytoplasmic side of plasma membrane. The transcript has 11 exons.